Suncus etruscus (white-toothed pygmy shrew) is the source of this 2047-nucleotide messenger RNA. RefSeq names its product heterogeneous nuclear ribonucleoprotein H1 (gene HNRNPH1). Gene Ontology annotation, cellular component: ribonucleoprotein complex; nucleoplasm. Gene Ontology annotation, biological process: regulation of RNA splicing. The record is from RefSeq and is a predicted model, not a curated record. Gene Ontology annotation, molecular function: RNA binding. Lineage: Eukaryota; Metazoa; Chordata; Mammalia; Eulipotyphla; Soricidae.
AUGAUGCUGAGCACCGAGGGCGGCGAGGGCUUCGUGGUUAAGGUGCGGGGCCUGCCGUGGUCCUGCUCGGCCGACGAGGUGCAGCGCUUCUUUGCGGACUGCAAAAUUCAAAACGGGCCCCAAGGUAUUCGGUUCAUCUACACCAGAGAAGGCAGACCGAGUGAGGAGGCUUUUGUUGAACUUGAAUCAGAAGAUGAAGUGAAAUUGGCUCCUAAAAAGACAGAAGAGACUAUGGCAAACACAGGAUAUGUUGAAGUAUUCAAGUCAAACAACGUUGAGAUGGAUUGGGUGUUGAAGCAUACUGGUCCCAAUAGUCCCGACACGGCCAAUGAUGGCUUUGUGCGGCUUAGAGGACUGCCCUUUGGAUGUAGCAAGGAGGAGAUUGUUCAGUUCUUCUCAGGGUUGGAAAUCGUGCCAAAUGGGAUAACAUUGCCGGUGGACUUCCAGGGGAGGAGUACGGGGGAGGCCUUCGUGCAGUUUGCUUCACAGGAAAUAGCUGAAAAGGCUCUAAAGAAACACAAGGAAAGAAUAGGGCACAGGUAUAUCGAAAUCUUUAAGAGCAGCCGCGCCGAGGUGAGAACACACUAUGAUCCCCCUCGAAAGCUCAUGGCCAUGCAGCGACCCGGCCCCUAUGACAGGCCUGGGGCCGGCAGAGGGUAUAACAGCAUUGGCAGAGGCGCAGGCUUUGAGAGGAUGCGGCGUGGGGCAUAUGGUGGAGGCUAUGGAGGCUAUGACGACUAUAAUGGCUAUAAUGAUGGCUAUGGAUUUGGGUCAGAUAGAUUUGGAAGAGGAAUGUCGGAUCACAGAUAUGGUGACGGUGGCUCCACUUUCCAGAGCACCACAGGACACUGUGUGCACAUGCGGGGUUUGCCCUACAGAGCGACUGAGAACGACAUCUAUAAUUUUUUUUCACCACUCAACCCUGUGAGAGUCCAUAUUGAAAUUGGGCCUGAUGGCAGAGUCACUGGGGAGGCAGAUGUUGAGUUUGCCACUCAUGAAGAUGCUGUUGCAGCCAUGUCCAAAGAUAAAGCAAAUAUGCAACACAGAUAUGUAGAGCUCUUCUUGAAUUCUACAGCAGGAGCAAGCGGUGGUGCUUACGAACACAGAUAUGUAGAACUCUUCUUGAAUUCUACAGCAGGAGCAAGCGGUGGUGCUUAUGGUAGCCAAAUGAUGGGAGGCAUGGGCUUGUCUAACCAGUCGAGCUAUGGUGGUCCAGCCAGCCAGCAGCUGAGUGGCGGUUAUGGAGGUGGCUAUGGCGGCCAGAGCAGCAUGAGUGGCUACGGCAGCCAAGGAGCCCUGAGCAGCAGCUACUACAGUAGCGGGAGCCGAGCUUCUGUGGGCGUGAACGGAAUGGGCGGAGGGAUGGCUGGAACCUCUGCUCUGAGUGGGGGUUGGGGGGUAUGAGUGGUGAGCCCCAUCUAUUAUCCUCUGCCCCACCUUUUUUUUAAAUGGAAAAAAAAUGAAAUUUGAGUGUACAGUUUCAGUCCCAGCAUUUGUGAUUGAUGCUUCUUUCUGGCAGUUGGCUUGUUCCAAGACUUCAGGUUCAGUAUACUUUGAACAGUUGUCUUAGAAUUCGCCUAAGUGAAAUUCAUGUUUAAAGCCCUUUUCUGCUUUUUCGAGUUAGUUAGGAUGUACUUCAGUAAGCACUCAGUGUAUUUAGGUUUCAAGCAGUUGAAUUAUGUUCCUAUCUUUGCUCCUCUUCUAUCAAACCUGACCUAGAGAAAAACAACACUAGACAGGUGUGUGGAAAGACAUACAUAGUUUUUGUAAAGCUAUUUAGGAGCUAUGUCUAUAAUGAGCAAGUGAAAAAUAUUUGGCAUGUUUGUUAAUUCUAGUUCCUUUAAUAAUAACCUAAGGCACGUAAGUGCAUGGUUCUUUUUUAAGUUAAUGGAAAAAUUGAGGCACGAUUAUCAAUACUUCAGGAUUUUGAUCUCUGUAUGUUCAAAAUCCUGAGACCUCAAUUGCCAUCUCAUUGUAUUGUGAUUUCCUUUAGUUGUAUUGCGCUAAGUGAAAUGUGUCCAAUAAAACUUCCUUGUAAAAACCUGCA